AUGGCGUGGGCGUCGCGAUGUGCACAGUGGGUCCAUCGCUGCCAGCCCGUCAGGAGACUGCCGGGUACGUUGACGGAGGGCAGAUGUCGUAAGGAAGCUUUCCGAAUCACGCCCAAAGAGGCAUGGCCCUCCACCAUGGCUGCUCGGAGGGCUUUCAGCGCAACACCCGCCGGGCCCGCCGGGCCCGAAAUGCCAGAAGACACAAGACCAAGCUCCGGGCAACCAGGGCCUCCUCCUGUACACCCGUUCUUCAUGGAAGUUCUCAGAGGCAUGGGUCAGGUGGUCUUCUGCAACAGCGCGCUCUCCGGCGGCUUCCUCGUCGGUGCUUUGCUGAUCGGUGAUGCGCAGUUGGGCGUCCUGGCACUCGCGGGAGUCACCUCUGCCACCCUCACAGCGCGUGCCGCCUCACUGGACCCGCAGGCUAUUUCUGAUGGCCUGAUGGGAUACAAUGGCGCACUGGUCGGGUGCGCGCUGUCUGUCUUCCAGCCCGGUGUUCCUCUGUGGACUGCGCUGGCCGCAAGCAUCGGGUGCACGCCUCAGCUCGCCACCUCCCUGGCGAUGGCGGCGCUCACCGCCACAGGGGCUGCAGCAACGGUGCCGCUCGCAGCGAAGCUUGGCCCUCUGCUCCCGGUACCCCAGUACACCAUUGCCUUCAAUGCAGUCGUCUUGGCGAUCCUUGCCGGCUUUACCUUGGCGCUGCCUCCGCCGCAGAAGAAGCAGAAACCCUCCGAUUCGGAGCAGAGCCAGCAGGGUGGAUCUGUUCUGGGAUUCCUGUGGCGUUCAGGAGCCAUUCCGGAUAUGAUCGAGGCCUCUCUCCACGGAGUGUCGCAGAUCUUUGUCGUCAAUCAUGCCGGCACAGGACUGAUGCUGCUUGCAGGGAUUUUCUGUUAUAGCCCGGCAGCUGCUGCAGUGACUUUCGCCGGAUCUUUCGUGGGCAGCCUCACGGCAGUGCUUUUGCGGCAGGAUGUCGAUGAGGUGAUGGACGGGCUCUGGGGCUACAACUCGGCUUUGGCCGCCCUGGCGGUGUCGAUUUUUUUCGUGCCGCUAGGUGUCUCCUUUGGCAUGCUUGCCUGCGGAGGUGCAAUGGCAUCCACCCUGGCCACGAUUGGCUUCAAGGAAGUACUCGGAAGUGCUAAGCUGCCUCCAAUGACAGUGCCGUUUUGCACCGUUGCGUCAGGCUGCUUUCUGCUUGGGGGCCGUGUUCCAGGCCUUGUUCAUGCAGCACGUCCCCAUUCGCCAGAGAUGAACCUGCACGCAUACCAUCGUUUCUGA
Messenger RNA from Symbiodinium sp. CCMP2592, 1272 nucleotides. NCBI's taxonomy places the organism in Eukaryota, Dinophyceae, Suessiales, Symbiodiniaceae. The record is from the annotation of a GenBank genome assembly.